AUGAUGAAAAAAAAACGACAAUUACAAUUUGAAGUUGAUAUAAAAAAAGAAAUGCAAUUAAAUAAACUUCUUGAAUUAAAUCAAAAAGUAUCAAAAUUAAUUUCGGAUGGUAAUGCAUCAUUUAAACAAAUUGAAAAUCUUAAAAGAGAUUUUCAAGAAGUUCAAAAGCAAUAUAAAAAAUUUGGAAAAGCCAAUUUUAUUCGCUCUAAUUUUGAACCAAAUCAACUUAAAACAAUUGUUUCAAAUAAAGAAUAUUUUACUGGUGAUGAUGGAACAAGAGAUAGUUUUACUAGUGGUGCUUUUCAUAGACAUUGUGAUCAUCGUGGUCCUACAAUGACUAUAAUUCAAUCAAAAUCAGGUGGUUAUUUAUUUGGUGGAUAUACAUCUGUAUCAUGGAGAUCAUCACAAGGUUAUGUUGAAGAUAGUUAUGAACCAUUUUUAUUUACUUUAACUAAUCCACAUGGUAUUCCACCAACGAAAUAUCCUGUUAUAGAAGAACGUUAUGCAAUUUUUAAUAAGAAAGAAUGUGGUCCUACAUUUGGUUGUGGUCAUGAUUUGUAUGUAUGUGAUGAUAGUAAGAUAAGUACAGGUAGUUAUAUUUAUUUUCCUUGGUCAUACAGCGAUAGAACCAAUCGAGGUUCCGAAACUUUUACUGGUACUAAAUAUUUUCAAACAAAUGACAUUGAAGUUUAUCGAUUGAUAGAAAAUUAA
Adineta steineri is the source of this 711-nucleotide messenger RNA. NCBI's taxonomy places the organism in Eukaryota, Metazoa, Rotifera, Eurotatoria, Adinetida, Adinetidae. The record is from the annotation of a GenBank genome assembly.